ACGAAGUCGGUAUUGCUAAAAGAGAUAAGUUUAAAGGGAUUGGAAAAAAUUAUAUAUAUUUAGAGCUACACCCAACCACGGUUAAACAACUGGAAUUAAAGCCAGAUACAGAUGUUGAAAUGGAGAUCCAAUUUCAGAUGAAUCGGGGUACAUUCUGUAGAAUGCACUAUUCUGUCGAUAGAUUAAGUGAUGUUGAUAUUGUAUUUCCAAAUCUCUCUAAGUUAAAUGUUUUGAAUUGGAAUGAACAUGAACGAGAUAUUAAGAGAUCUCAGAAUGCCGUGGAAACAUUAAUGGAAGGUGAAGUGACACCGUUAACAGAACAAAUAGCUUUGGGAAAAACGCCCAAAAAGAUAGAAAACUAUACAGAUGUCGAUGCUCUUUUGUCGAUGAAGAUACAUGGUAAUGCAUUAAAACCACAAAAUGAUGUACAGUUGCAAGUUACAGAAUAUACGUUAAGUAAUCCCUUCACGUUGAUCCAAGGUCCACCUGGAACCGGUAAAACAGUCACAGGGGCUUACUUGGCCUUCUAUUUCGUUACACGAAAUAAAUCAAGAUCUGGUCAUCGCAAAGAUCAGGUUUUAUACUGUGGUCCAUCAAAUAAAUCAGUGGACGUGGUGGUGGAUAAACUGCUUAAUCUGGGAACAAGUUGUCCAAAUAUUAUAAGAGUAUAUAGUAACAGGAUCGAAAAUAUGGAAUAUCCCCUUCCUCGAGAUUCGGUUCCAACCAAAAAACGAUCCUCGGCAGAGGUUUCCAAAGUUCAAGCAAUAAGAGACAGGGCUCUACAUCAUCUGAUCAGAGCUCCUGGUAAUUCACACAGUGAAGAAAUCAAAGAUUUUGAUCGUUUGUUCCAACCAUCCAGUCCAGAUGACGUAGAUGAAUUAGUGGAUGAGUAUAUUAAAAUUAAAAGCUCUGAUAAGAUUUAUAAAGAAGAUUUAAUAAGAACUAUGACUGACGAAUUAAAAGAACAAUACAAACGCGACGUGAUCAAUUUCAAGAAAGAAGAAUUAAAGAAAAACAUAAACGAUGAAGUAAUAACUGUAUAUAAAAGGGUAAUAAAUAUGGCUAAAAUAGAAGAACUACAGAAAGCUGAUAUUAUUCUUAGCACAUGUUUUGCAAUUGGUGGUAUUAAAACAAAACGACAUCUACAUAUAAAACAGAUUAUUAUAGAUGAAUCAGGUAUGUGUACAGAACCAGAGACAAUGAUUCCACUAACCACAUUUGAUGCUAGUAAUAUAGUACUGAUAGGUGACCAUAAACAACUACAACCAAUCUUAUCUGAACAGAAAGCUAAACAGUUGGGUCUACAGACCUCUUUAUUUGAGAGAUAUGCCAGACAAGCACUCAUGUUGGAAAUACAAUAUCGCAUGCAUGAAGGUAUAAUGGAGUUCCCUUCAAACAUGUUUUAUGAUGGUAAAUUAAGAACUGGAACAAAGCGACAGAGAACAAAAGCUGAGUUAGAUAUUUGGCCGAAUGGAAGACGCCAUCCAACAGUUUUAUGUCAUACAGAGGGAGAGGAAGACACAUUAACUGUCUCUACAGAAGAUGGAUCGGAACAGUCCAAAAGCAAUCAGAAAGAAGUUGAUUAUGUAGUUAGUGUGGCUGUGAAUUUAGUAGAAAAGUGGAAACGUAAGAGUCAAAAUAUUGCAAUACUUUCUCAGUACAGAGCGCAAUGCUCUGCUAUAAAAGCUGCUAUGAAGGACUUUGGAUUACCAGAAAUACACGUGUCAACCGUAGUAGCCAGUCAAGGUAGUGAAUGGGAAUAUGUUAUCUUCUCUACCGUAAGAUCUUUACCAAUAGAUAUGUUAGAAAAUUAUCCAUCCCGGUCGUGGAUCAGAAACAAUCUGGGUUUUAUAACUGAUGAUCACCAACUAAAUGUAGCCAUUACACGAGCUAAACAGGGUCUUAUUAUUAUUGGUAAUAAACAUUUAUUGAAAUGUGACUCAACAUGGCAGAAAUUAACAGAGCAUUAUGAAGAGAGAGGACUUGUAGUUGAUGCUGAAGAUUAUCCUCUGUGUAGAAGAUGAUAGUAAAAUAUAUUUCGUCCAUUCCAAAUUAUAAUAUUAUGCAACAUGAUUUAUGUGACGUGAAGAAUUUAAUAUAUUUUUAUUAUGAAUCUAGAUUGUUAUAUUUACCAGAAUGUAUUAUAUUACAUGUAUUACAGUUUGUUUCACUUUAACCAUUUUCCUGUUGCCUUAAAGGAGCUAAACCUGUAACUCAAUAUUUUCCAUAAUACUCAAAAUUAAACACACGUAUUAGAAUUCAAUAUGGGCCCAUUUCAAUCAAUAUUGAUGGUGCUAUCUUACCGUGAAAAUAUGGAAAUAUAAUAUCUAAUAUUCAAUACAUAAUGAACAUUUUUGUCCCCCGCCUUUCGAAGAAAGCAGGGGACUGUUAAAAUGGGUUCGUCCGCCUGUCUGUCCGUCCGUUCGUCGGUCUGUCUGUCCGUCACACUUUUUGAGACACAAUAACUCUUUUUCUAAUUGAGCAAGAAUGUUGAAACUUGGUAUAGGUGUUUAUUGGGUCAAUACCUUGAUGGAGUUCGGGGAUGAGUAUUUUCUGCUUAGGGUAAGCAGAGGUAAGCAAUUUGAUUGGUUGGUGCUUUGGGACACGAUAACUUUAGUUCUAAUUAAGUGAGAGUGAGGACACUUGGUGUAUAGUUUUAUUACAUCAAGACCUUGACUAAGUUACAUAAUAAGCAUUGUCUGCUUAGGGUAAGCGGAGCGAUAAACAAUUUGAUUGGUCGAGACUUUAGAACACGAUAACUCUCCUAAUUGAGGUAGAAUGUACAAACUUGGUGUGGGCGUUCAUUCGGUCAAUGCCUUGAUGGAGGUCGAUGAUAAAUAUUGUCUGCUUACGGUAAGCAGAGAUAAGCAAUCUGAUUGGUUGAUGCUUUGGGGCGCGAUAACUUUGGUUUUAAUUAAGUGAGAGAGUGAUGAAACUGAGUAUAGAUUCAUUAUAUCAUUACCUUGACUAAGUUUGAUGAUGAGAAAUUUCUGCUUAGGCUAAGGAUCGAUAAGCAAUUUAAUUGGUCAAGACUUUGGAACGUAACAACUCUGCUUUUAAUUGAGGUAGAAGGUUUAAACUUGAUGUAGACGUUCAUUGGGUGAAUGUCUUGACUGAGUUCAGUGAUUAACAUUUCGAGCUAAAGCUAAGCAGAGCUAAGCAAUUUCAUUGAUCGGUGCUUUGGGACAAGAUAACUUUGAUUCUAUCUGAUAGAGAGUGGUGAAACUUAGUGUAUAGGUGAUAAUCUGUUUGAUUGCUUGAUACUUUUGAAAAAAAAAAAGAAUGUGCGAUUAAUGAAUAUGUGUCAUCGAUUUAUUAUGGGAUUUCGGCGGGGGACACCAGCCUCACUGUUGGCUUGUUAUUCAUUAUUUUGGAAGGAUUCUGUUCGUAAACAUUUAUAUAAAUUAAAUUUCGACAAGUUUACUUCUGUGUAUUUCAUGUUGUUAUUUUGUAGACUGGAUAUAUAUUCCGUUUUUUAUUUCUUUUUAUAACUGAAACUGGAUGCAAUUAAUGUCUAUUUACUAUAUUUGUAAUGAAACUUUUGUGAUAUGUC
This is a messenger RNA of Patella vulgata (common limpet), 3553 nucleotides long. Its product is annotated as helicase with zinc finger domain 2-like. The record is from RefSeq and is a predicted model, not a curated record. The transcript has 9 exons. Gene Ontology annotation, molecular function: 5'-3' DNA helicase activity. Bases 120 to 2024 code for a protein of 634 amino acids. Lineage: Eukaryota; Metazoa; Mollusca; Gastropoda; Patellidae.